AGAAUUUUCCAAUUUGAACUACAGCGCACGUAGUCACGUCGCCUCCCAUCUUGGAUUUCCCUAUAAAAAGGACACCGUGGUCCUCCUAGACGGUCGUCGUUAUCUAUCGCUCCGAUCCAAUCCCUAAUUCAGAUACAACUUACGAGCGUAGAUCAGAGACGAAAACCUGUGAUCUACGUACACGUAGAUACAUUUUGAGAUUAAAGAACGAGAGAUCUAAUGCGAAUGCAGUUCUUAGUUUUUCCCCAAUAAGGAAAAAGUUAUGCGUUGUAUUCUGAUGCUUAAUGAUUAUGAUGCUGAAAGCUGAAUAAAGAUGAUAUAAAGUCGAGUGAAAGUAUGCUACUUACUUUUGUUAGUGGAGGUGUUAUGACUUUUGUAGCAGUAAAAUCGGUUGCUGGUUUUGAUAGUUACAACUACAUUUCAAAGGGUGAUGAUAUAGUUAAUGUGUGGUGACAAGAUAUAAGUUUGUUCUUCUAUAUGGCAGAUAGUAUAUCGAGUUUUUGGGGCCCAGUCACUUCCUCCCAUGAAUGGUGUGAAAAGAAUUACAUUUAUUCUUCUUAUGUAGCCGAGUUUUACAACACCAUAUCAAAUGUUCCAAGCAUUCUUUUAGCCUUAAUUGGGCUUUUUAGCUCAUUACUACAACGCUUCGAGAAAAGGUUUAGUGUUCUUCACUUGUCAAACAUGGCACUUGCUCUCGGAAGUGUCAUGUAUCAUGCCACCUUGCAACACGUGCAACAACAAAGUGAUGAAACGCCAAUGGUAUGGGAAAUGCUCCUCUACAUCUACAUCCUGUACUCCCCAGACUGGCACUACAGAAGCACGAUGCCAACUUUCCUCUUUCUUUAUGGAAUCUCGUUUGCAGUUCUCCACUCGAUAAUCCGUUUUGAUAUGGGAUUCAAGCUUCACUACAUCAUGUUAUGUCUUUUGUGUAUUCCAAGAAUGUAUAAAUAUUACAUUCACACACAAGAUAUUGCCGCCAAACGGUUGGCCAAAUUCUACUUUGCCACCCUCUUGAUUGGCGGCGUUUGUUGGUUGGGUGACCGGUUUUGGUGCGGGCGGAUAUCGAGGUGGCCGGUCAACCCGCAAGGUCAUGCUUUGUGGCAUGUUUUCAUGGGGUUUAAUUCGUAUUUUGCAAAUACGUUUUUGAUGUUUUGUAGGGCUCAACAAAGGGAGUGGAACCCUAAGGUUGUGAGGUUUUUGGGGGUUCUUCCUUAUGUUAAGAUUGAUAAACAAAAGAGAGAGUAGGAAGGAGGAGGGUAGUCGGGUAAUUUUAUCGGUUUUUUUUAUGAGUUGGAUAUUUUGGAGUAUAUUUUCGAAAUUGGGGUAAAAUGGAUGUGAAAGUAGAAUAUGUUUAAUGUACCAAAUUUUGUAAUCCUUUUGUGAUACAAUUUGUUUGAUUCAAUCAUUAUUAGUGCGUUUUAUGUCUUUUGCCAAAA
Lactuca sativa (garden lettuce) is the source of this 1436-nucleotide messenger RNA. The record is from RefSeq and is a predicted model, not a curated record. NCBI's taxonomy places the organism in Eukaryota, Viridiplantae, Streptophyta, Magnoliopsida, Asterales, Asteraceae.